Molecule: messenger RNA, 2081 nt
Organism: Trachemys scripta elegans
Lineage: Eukaryota; Metazoa; Chordata; Testudines; Emydidae
Gene: APOH
Product: apolipoprotein H
Exons: 9
Coding region: 470-1513 (347 amino acids)
Source: RefSeq, a predicted model, not a curated record
UUUGUCCAGCCUAGUGGGCAGUGGAAAGUCCCGGCACUGACUGAGCUGAGUCCAUUGUCAGGGAGCACAUAAGUACUGGCUAGCCGCACCUCAGCAGCACCUUGGACUUUGUUUGCCAGGGAGCUGGAGACGUGUUUCUCUUCGACAAUAAACCUGGCUGACGUGUCUUCGUACCUUACUAGAGUCUGUGGUCAUUGGGGGUUCUCUCGGGGUCUGCUGUGUGAGCUAUCUGCGCAGAGCUGGGGCAGCACACAGAGGGAACACACGCACGCAGCCGAUUGAUAUCAACAUUGAACAGAGCAGAGCACCACACCGGUAGCGUCUGACAACACUGGUGACCCCGACCACUGAUCUGAUCAGAGCAAACAUGAAGAGUUAAUAUUUAACUCACCUCUUGUGGCUGUCUACUAAUUUUAAGAGAAGAAACGGUUACUUUAGAGUCAUUUUGGAGGCUUGGGAACUAGCAGCAAUGCCCUCUGUGCUGUUCUUGUUGACUGUUACUCUAGCACACUGUGCUCUUGCAGGACGUGUUUGCCACAAGCCCCCUGAAGUGCCAUUUGCUACAGUUGAUGUAGGCAAGAGAGUAUAUGAUGUAGGUGAAGAAAUUACAUACACCUGUGAUCCUGGUUAUAGCCAUCAGAGUGGCUCAAGGAAGUAUACUUGCCCUCUGUCUGGUAAAUGGCCUAUCAAUAAAAUGAGAUGUAUACCAAAGAAAUGUCCCUAUCCUGAAGCCAUGAUAAACGGAAUAGUUCAUGUUAUAGACACGAACUAUCAAAGUUUGAUACACUUUUCAUGUGAACCAGGAUACAUUCUCCAUGGAACAGACACUAGCCAGUGCAUGGCAGAUGGACAGUGGAGCGGAAAACGACCUGAAUGCCAACCUGUGACUUGUCCUCCUCCCUCGCUUUCUGAAUUUGGAGUUAUUUCUUACCAUAAGCUAUCGCCUGGAAAUGAGUCCGUCUUCCAAGACAUUAUCCGUUUUGAAUGCUUAUCACCUUUUGCGUUGUUUGGAAAUGAAACUGCUACUUGCAUGGCCAAUGGGACCUGGAGUGAUAUACCGGAAUGCAGGUAUGUAACAUGUCCACAUCCAAUGGGGAUAGAAAAUGGAUUUGUAAAUUUUCAUGUUCGCAGAACCUAUCAUUAUAUGGAGAGCGUCGAUUACGGCUGCCAGCCUCGUUAUGUGCUAGAUGGACCAAGGGAAUCAAGGUGUGAAAAAACAGGUCGCUGGUCCAUCAAGCCAACCUGUAAAGCACCAUGUAAAAUACCAGUUAAGAAAGCCACAGUGUUAUACAACGGCCGGAAGAUAAAAGUUCAGAAUGACCUCAAGGAAGGAAUACAGCAUGCUGAAACUAUUUUCUUUUUCUGCAAAAACCAAGAUAAAACGUGUGGCUAUACCAUACCCACUCAGUGUAUAAAUGGCCAACUCACAGUCCCUUCCUGUUUCGAAGAAAUUGGUACUUUUCUAUCUUUUUGGAAAAAGGAUCCAUCAGAGUUGACACCAUGUGAUGCCUGAGUGAAUUCAAAACAACAACACAGUUCUGUUAACGAAAUGUUUUAUUACAACAAAAUUGUAAAGGUGGAAAGGAGGUCCCAAGGAAUGUAUUCCUCCCUGCCCCUACAAACAGUAUAAUCUCAUUGCCAGUCUAUUUCACAGUCUAAGAUAAAAUGUUCUGUUACAAAUUCUCUCCUGAGAUAUAUCUGAUCUGUUCCUUUGCUCACUUUCCUCUCCUUCUUAUUUGCAAGUCCCUUUCAGACCACCCUAAGCAAUUCCUCUCCUUUGGUGUUUACACUCUUUCAUGUACUUGUAAUUUGUUCUCACAUCUCCGGCCAUACACCAGUGUGGUCAUUUUUCAGUCAAGCUGUAGUGCAUACUUAUUUCUUUUAAUAUUACCUGGUCAUUAAUCAAAUCCUCUAGCUCUUUCCUUUUUAUCAUUCAAAGUCAGUUUUAACUGUAUCCACACAGUAUUGUACCUUUCCUCAUCAAGUGUUUUUGAAUGGUAAUUGUGGCAUUUGCAUGUGAAGAAGUGGGUUUUUUACCACAAAAACGUAUGCCCUAAUAAAUCUGUUAGUCUUUAAGGUGC